Molecule: messenger RNA, 591 nt
Organism: Nematocida major
Lineage: Eukaryota; Fungi; Microsporidia
Exons: 1
Coding region: 1-591 (196 amino acids)
Source: RefSeq, a predicted model, not a curated record
AUGGACUACAAAGCAGAGCUGCAGGCUGAGUACAGGGCGUGGGACAAUAAAAAAGUGAAAAGACAGCAUCGUGCAAUACAGGUCAAAGAGUACACAAUAGAGCAGAUAUAUCACCAGGUGCAAAACAUAACCGAUCUUGCAGUGAAGGACGUUGAAACGUACUUGAUGGACUACAUGAACAAAGAGGGCGAGCUGGCCAGCGAGGAGAGCGAGGAGGUUGAAGAGAGCGAAGGCGCAGACGAGCCUUCUGCGGAGAGCUCCAGCGAGGGAAGUAACGCUGAGGCUGAAAGCGGGCCUGCCUUUGAGGUGGGAAGCAUCUCUUCAGAAACCGCUGAAGAAGACAGCAACAGCCGGGGCAGCGAGGGCCCAGAAGACGCGCCGUGCGGUGAGCUGAUUGAUGCGCUGAUUGAGCCAUCGGAGGGCGAGGCUGACGAGGCAAGUGGCGAGACUGGGUGCGAGCAGGAAAGCUCAGAGUAUGACUAUAACUCGGACGAGCUGGACGACAUAUACAACUAUCUGGAAGGAGGCGCGGACUCGAGUGAGAUGCUGGACGAGCCUGCGCGAGAGACGCUGCGAAAGCUGAGAAAGUAG